AUGGUGAUUGACAUAGCUAAGAAGUACCUCAGGGAAAAUUCCCUCAUCAGCAAGUGGAAAACUUUGCAAUCUGCCCCUAUGGUUUUGGAUUGGAGUUGGAUUAAAACAUGGAAUCUGCCAGAUAGCUUCCUUCAAUAUGACAAUUCAAAAAAGAUGGAGAGGCUUAAUACUAGAUGGUCAACACCUCUCCCCCCUUGGCUCAAGCUUAAUUUUGAUGGUGUUGCUCGCAAUGGUUCUGCGACAGGGGGUGGAAUUAUCAGGGACAGCUUGGGCAACCUGGUUUUGCCCUAUGCGGGAAAUUUUGACUCUGUCUCGAGCAACAUGGCCAAAGCCCUUGCUCUCUUUUGGGGGCUUAAGCUGACUCUUGGCAUCAAUAUUAAAAGACUGAUCAUUGAAGGGGACUCUAAGCUAAUUAUUGAGGCCACUAAAGGAAUUUCAGGGAUGAGUUGGAUAUUCAACAACGUCAUCAAGGACAUCUGGUCCAUGAUAGUCUGGCUGGAGGAAUUUCAAAUUCAGCAUAUCUAUAGAGAGGGAAAUGCAUUGGUGGACUCUCUGGCUGCGACAAGGCUGGAGAUAAAGGGUAUGAGGUGUUGGAGACACCUAGAUUCUCUUACGGACAAGUAG
Messenger RNA from Cryptomeria japonica (Japanese cedar), 624 nucleotides. RefSeq lists its product as uncharacterized. Gene Ontology annotation, molecular function: nucleic acid binding; RNA-DNA hybrid ribonuclease activity. The coding region runs from base 1 to 624 and encodes 207 amino acids. The transcript has a single exon. Lineage: Eukaryota; Viridiplantae; Streptophyta; Pinopsida; Cupressales; Cupressaceae. The record is from RefSeq and is a predicted model, not a curated record.